Molecule: messenger RNA, 4406 nt
Organism: Sitodiplosis mosellana (orange wheat blossom midge)
Lineage: Eukaryota; Metazoa; Arthropoda; Insecta; Diptera; Cecidomyiidae
Gene: blot
Product: sodium- and chloride-dependent GABA transporter 1
Exons: 8
Coding region: 1599-4181 (860 amino acids)
Biological process (GO): sodium ion transmembrane transport
Cellular component (GO): membrane
Source: RefSeq, a predicted model, not a curated record
AGAAAGAAGAAGACGACGACGACGACGACGACAAAAGCACAGAAAAAAGCAGCAAUACUGAACAACAAAAGCGACGAAAGAAGAAAAAGAAGAAGAAGGAAUAAGCAAAACACAACAAACAAAGGCUAAAUUCAUUUCUGUAUCGGCAUACACUACGUGUACACCGUGUUUUGCUCCGUGUUCGUACGUAUUGUUCGUAAAACGAAACACACAGUGCGAGCGAGCGAGCGAGAAAGAAGAAGCAAGCAGCUCCGAUAUAGGUAAAAUAGCAUUAUAUCUAUAUGAUAUUUUUUCUGUGCCUGUUACGCUUCAGUGCAACUGUGAUCGUCGGACAACAAUAAUGUUUAAACAGAGUGCGAGCUGAUUUGUUCGAUAUUAUUUGUAACCGUUUCGAGCUCUGUGCUCUGUUGUCGGUGCCUGAACAUAUUUUUCGUUAACCAACCGUCUCACAGUGUGCGCGUGUUUUUAGUCGUGUUUUUUUUCUCUCUCUCUCUCUCUCCCAGUCUGUCUCACUGGAUUAAGAGACAAAUUCACAAGUUCUAAACACAGAAGAAAAAAAAACCGAUGUGACCGACAAAUUAGAAAAGAAAGAAACAUCACAUUUGGUUGUAAUCAUUCAAAUUUUAAACUAAUUAGCAAACGAAAAAGAAUCGAAUCGGUUUUCUUAUCUCGAUUGAAGCAAAUAUUGCUCGUGUUAUUUGGCCACUUAAAAUUUUGUUGUGAUAAAAGUGCGCCGAUACACAAUGUGAAGUUAAACGGUCCAGCAAACUGUUGAACAAAGAUAAUUUCGUCGAUUUUUUUUUCUCGUUGGAAAUCGAACGUGAAGAACGAAUUAUAACUACGUCAAACGGAGAAGUAGCAGCAGCAGUAGCUAAAAAAGAACAACAACAUCAAACCAAAAAAAAAAGGUGGCCACUCUCAGGAUACCAACAAAGAAUUAUUUUUCGUGUGUGAUAACCCGAAACACGGCGAUAAUCAUAUUCGUCUGAAUCGAUAUAUACAUAGAUGAUUAUUGUGUAGAGUGUUCUGGUUUAACAGACCUACAGCUCAUUUUAUUGUUCGUGUUCGCGUUCGCGGUCAUAAUUUUGCUUCUUUGUAUUUUGAAAUAGAAUUCAAGAGCAGUGAAAUUUUGGGCACAGUUCAUUUUAAUUUUCUAUGCCUCGUCGUCAUAUCGUUUCGCUCUCAUUUCGACAGUGUGUUUUCAUCGGACGAAACGUCUAAUUUCUGUGAAAGAAGAGAAACGAAAAAAAUAAUAAUAAGAAACGAAUUCGAUUCGGAUUUUACCAUGCAUUCUUUCUCUCUUGCCAUCGAAUCGCAAUGUUCUAAUUAACUAGUGACGAGAACAAAAAAAAAAGUAACAACAAUCACAACAACAAAUGUCGAGUUUGGAGCCUGAGCAAAUAAUUAAUGACAAACGAUAAAGUUUUUUUUCGCAUUGCUCGAUGAGUCGUUGGAAAAAACUACAACCAAUUUGAUCGAUAGAAUUCUACUGUCAAUAACGGCAACACGCAGUGUCGGGAAAAAAAGACAACAAGCCGAAAAGCAAAUAGCAACAAAAACCCAACACAACACAACACAACACAACACACGAAUCCACAAUGAAUAACCAUAGUAUGAACGACACGAGUAGCCGACAAUCAUCACAGUUAUCGAAUUCAUCACAUCAUCGGCGGACAAACGGUGGAAUGCAUCACAGCAGCAAUGGCAGCAGCAGUCAUAAAAGCAGCAAUUCGAUAAAUCCAAGCAUUUGGACAACGAACACAUCGAGGUCCAGUUCAAAGAGUAAUUUUACAUCCGGCUCGAAUGAUUUUCAUUUCAUUCAAGCGAGUGAUAUCAACACAACAAAGAGCAGUGAUGUACAAAAUGGUUCCACUGCCAAACUAUUACCAUACGGCGAUGACCAGUCGAACAAUCAGUCAAAAUGUUCGAUAUUUCGUGAUGUGAUGUUAUGCCUGUGUUUAAAUCUAACAUAUGCGAAUGUUGUACGUUUUCCCCGAGAACUAGAUCGACAUGGCGUCGCAUUUUUGCUACCAUAUUUAUUGCUAUUUCUGUUGGUUGGUAUACCAAUUAUACUGUUGGAAAUAGCAUUAGGUCAAUUCUUGGGUCAAGGUUCAGCUCAUUCAUGGCGUGCAUCACCAAUUUUUCGCGGUGCAAGUAUUGUUGGCCGUUUGGGAUCAUGGCUUGGAGCAAUAUCGAUAUCACUCCAAGGCGCUCUGGGAAUGGUGUAUAUCGGUGAAAUUUUAUUGAAAUCUGUGCCAUUUAAUCAAUGUGAAAACGCCUAUGAUCAUAGAACAGAACCACUUACGCCAUUAAAGGGACAGGCAUGCAUGGAAAAAACCUUUUUGACACCUGUUUGGGAAAAUACUCUUUAUUUUGCGUUGAUCUCGAUGAGCCUUGUCGUUGUAUGGACACUUGCUGCUGCUUGUACCUACAGUGCGAAAACGCUUCGUCGAUCGAUAAUUAUCGUUGGUUUAGUGACCUUAGGUUUAUUAAUUUUCGAAACCGGCUGGGAAGCCACAAAAGCCGUAAACAGUAAAAAAGACCCACAGCUUAACAUAACAUCGAUAACCGUUGAAAAAAUAUUGCCACUAAACGGUGACAUAUGGUAUGAUGCGCUUGUUCAAGUGUUGCUUUCCACAAACAUUGCGAUUGGCCUGUUGCCGGUCGUCACUGGCAAAUUUAUUUACAAAGGAGAUGCCGUCAGAACGUCAUUGGUUUACAUAAGCUUCAAUGUGCUGGUGCUAAUAUUUUCGACGACAUUUUUUCUGAUUCAAUUCAACAAUACGUACACAUUGAAUUCAACACUUGUUGUGCCCGUGCCGGAGCUCAAGCCAUUCACAUCCGUUUACGAUAAUGCACUCGAGUAUGUUGGCGAUGAAGCAACACCGAUGCUAACCGGAAUGGCGUACGCAAUGAUUGUGCUCGUGUCGAUAACAACAAUUGCACUGCAAAUAUACACAGCAGCCCGACUGAUUCGACGGCAUCCGUGCUAUGUGAUGUGCGCCACAGCGUUAAUUGUCGCAAUUACCGGUCUACUGUGCCCCGACUACAUUGUGAUGCGUUUGUUUGAUAUGCGCAUCGUUGGUGCAUUCAUUGUUUGCGCAUUAAUCUUUGACCUGAUUUCGAUCACGUGGAUUUAUGGUGCCAAGAAUAUCUACACCGAUUUGGAAUUUUCAAUUGGACGACCGAUUUCGAAGGUGUGGGUGUUUCUUUGGUGUAUUACGCCAAUUUUGCUCAUGUCAAUGCUAAUCUGGUGGGCAAUUGGCUACAAUCCCGACGAUUUAUUAAUCGAUUACGUACCAAAGUGGUUACCCAUCGCAAUAGCGCUGAGUAUAAUUGCAUUUUUGGCCUUCACCGAGGUGUACAAGCAAGUCGACUAUAAUUGUUGCAGUAUGAUUCGAGAGGCGGGCAUUUCGUCAAAAGAUUGGGGCCCAGCCGAUCCGAUUGUACGUCAUGCGUGGAAACAAUGGACGGCCGUAUGCGAAGAUACUGGCGAAAAAGACUUUACUUUACGGCGACGUGGUACACGUGACUAUACGCAUUCCAUCAAGCGCAAUCAAUGCUCACACAAAAUCAAUUCGGCAUAUUCGGUUGGAAGUGUGCCAAACGCCACCAGCAACUAUGUGAUGAAGACAUCAACACUUGGUCGCGGCUCGCCAAAUUAUGCGGGCUCAAUAUUUGGCGAUUCAGCCAUCGAAGAGGACAUAAGCAUCGGUAACUAUCCAGUGCAAUACAACACAAGUACACAGCGCAUGAUUGUACCAAAUACGGAUGAUCGCAGUAAAUCCACACUGAAUCGUUGCGCCAGCAACGAUCCACGGAAGAUGAUCAUUCGAUUGCAACAGAAUACCGUACAAGAGAAACAGAAAAUCUACGUGCCCGGAAUUAAUCCGUCACAGCCGUCGACAAUGGAACGUGACAAAGGCCGAAUGGCGGCCAAAUUGAAUGGCAUCACAUCCGAUUACAGCAGCCGAAUCAUCAUAAAUGCACCGCAAAGGCAUUCCAUCAUCAGUCCCAGUUCAUUAACAUCACACGAAACCGAUAACAAUAACUAUAGCAGUCUUCGACGAGCAGAAAAUGCAAACCACUUACCAUCAUCAUACCUAAACAAUCAUAAAUCCGAACAUAUUUGCUGGCGCAAAUAUUCAAGCAAUGCCGAAGAAUUUUCCACGGAAUUAUAGUGUAGAAAUUUGUAAGAAACAUAUUGUUUAGAUGAGAUAUAUAUAUAUACAAAUUGUAGCAAAGUAUUUGUAAUAUUAAUUUAUAAUUGAGAUGAAAACAAAUGAAAAUUUAGAUGGAAAACAAAUGAAUAAUUGAAAAUCUUGUAAAAAGAUUGCGAUAAUGAAAUGAAAAGGAGUUCAAAAAUACCAAAUAUAGAAAAACGACAACCAAGCUCAAAUUUAGUA